AUGAAGACGAGGCAAAGACUCUGGUUUCUGCUCUGGGUGUGUGUUUGCUGCGUUGGUCUUGUGUGCUGCUGGCACGAUCUGGAUAACAGCGAGUACGACUGCUGGCCUCUGGACAAACCCAACGAGUACAAUAUGAUCAACUGUGGAGGUCUGGAGAUGGCCUGGGUGCUUCGUCCUCCAGAACUGAUUAAGAGUGGGGAGGUGUUCAGCGUCACAUACUCGGUAACAGCCCAAGACUCGUUCUACCAGUGGGCGGUUGAAAACCAAGUCUUUACUCAAAGUUUGAUAGAAAAUGCCGAACAGGCUCGAAAGUUCUGCGAACAUCACGACUGUCCUGCCAACUGGAAAGAUGCCGACGGAGACAACUGCUGCAUUCAUCACGCUAACAUCCACUCCUGUCCGCUGGGACACAUGACCUCAGAGAGCAUCUGUGGUCCCUGGAUUCCUGACGAUGGAAAAAUCUUCACACACACCAUCUCUACCUCGGGCAAGAUGACCCAGACCAACUGGUCCGCUAAGGUGGUCCUUUUCCAUGCUGGACUCACCUCACUCAUCGCUCAUAUACGAGUUGGUAACAUGCAGGUUGCUCUGGAGGCUAAGAGCACCGUGCUGCCUGCUGUUGUUUGUGGUGAUGGAGUGUGUGAGGAGGCAGAGCUUUGUUCCACCUGUCCAGCUGAUUGUGGUGAUUGCCCCAUGACCCCGGCCACAAAGCUGGCCAUCGGCCUGCCGCUGAGCCUGCUGUGCCUCUGUGUCAUACUGACCGCUGUGUGGCUGCGGUACCAGAAGCAGAAGCUGCUGUGGGACGAGAGCUGGAUCAUUGACUUUACAAUGAUAAAACAAGAUCAGGAGGCUCGUUUGACCAUGGGCAGUAUAAUGAGUGUCCCAGUGGGGAACAGUGACAGUAACACCAGCUGUGUGAGUGCUCUCAGCUCCUGUAUGGGACAACCAGGGACCCGAAAAACACCUUUCACCUGCACUGGGAUAUAUGACGGCAGGGCGGUGGCCAUCAAGAGGAUCCAAACAAAGUCUUUUUCUCUCUCCAAAACCAUCAGACAGGAAGUCAAACAAGUCAGGGAGCUCGAUCACCCCAACCUGUGUAAGUUCAUCGGUGGAUGUGUUGAGGUGCCAAAUGUUGCUAUAGUGACGGAGUACUGCCCAAAAGGAAGCCUUAACGACGUCCUGCUUAACGAUGAGAUCCCGCUUAACUGGGGCUUCAGGUUUUCCUUUGCUACUGACAUUGCCAGAGGGAUGUCAUACCUCCACCAACACAGGAUCUGUCACGGCAGACUCAAGUCUCUAAACUGUGUCUUAGACGACCGCUGGGUCUGCAAAAUCACUGAUUAUGGGCUGCAGAUGUAUCGCAGGGACGACGGGGGGGAGCCUGUUUCCACCUAUCAGCAGAGACUCAUGGAGGUGUACAUGCCGCCCGAGUUUCACAACUCUAACAUUGAGCCGUCGUUGGCUGGAGACGUGUUCAGUUAUUCCAUCAUUCUUCUGGAGAUAGCUACUCGCAGUGAUCCCGUCCCUGUGGAGGAGUCUAACCUGGAGUGCGCCUGGUGUCCUCCUCUACCUGAGCUGAUCUCCUGUAAAGCCGACAACACUUGUCCCUGUCCUGCUGACUACGUAGAGCUGAUCCGGCGAUGCCGCUCUCAUAACCCCGCCCAUCGUCCCACGUUUGAACAAAUCAGGAAGUUUGUUAAUCGAAUCAACCCCAUCAAAGUCAGCCCAGUGGACAUGAUGAUGAACCUGAUGGAGAAAUACAGUAAGCAUCUGGAGGUUUUGGUGGCUGAGAGGACUCAGGAUCUGAUGCACGAGAAACAAAAGACCGACAGGCUGCUAUACAGUAUGCUUCCUCGGCAGGUAGCUGAUGACCUGCGGCAGGGGAAACCAUCGCAGGCUCAGAGCUACGUCAGCGCCACCGUGUUCUUCAGUGAUAUUGUGGGCUUCACCCAGCUGUCCAGCAGCAGCACUCCCUACCAGGUCGUGGACUUCCUCAACAAGCUGUACACGACGUUUGAUGACAUCAUUGACAUCUACGACGUUUACAAGGUGGAAACCAUCGGAGAUGCUUACAUGGUGGUGUCCGGUGUUCCCCUAGAGAACGGGAUCCUCCACGCAGCAGAGAUCGCCAGCAUGGCUCUGGAUCUGGUGGGCGUCUGUCGCACCUUCAGGAUCCCCCACAAACCCAACACACAGCUGCAGAUACGAGCUGGGAUACACUCCGGUCCGGUGGUGGCGGGGGUCGUAGGGACGAAGAUGCCUCGUUACUGUCUGUUUGGAGAUACAGUGAACACAGCAUCCAGGAUGGAGUCCACCAGCGUGGCUCUGAAGAUCCAGUGCAGCUCCAGCGCCUUUUACCUGCUGGAGGAGAUCGGCGGCUACGUGGUGGAGUGCCGAGGGAUGCUGCAGGUCAAGGGGAAAGGUGACAUGGUAACAUACUGGCUGGAGGGGAAGAAGACAGCUCUGGUCUCCAAGGAUGUCAGUCCUGAUGCCAAGACGACCAAACACGUCACCAUGGAGACGGAGAUGGAGACGGAGAAAGAACGAGAGCUGUAUUCAUCCAUGCCGGGGUUCCUGAAUCACGACUCUCUCCUGGACCCGGCCUGA
Molecule: messenger RNA, 2607 nt
Organism: Scomber japonicus (chub mackerel)
Lineage: Eukaryota; Metazoa; Chordata; Actinopteri; Scombriformes; Scombridae
Product: atrial natriuretic peptide receptor 1-like
Exons: 23
Coding region: 1-2607 (868 amino acids)
Biological process (GO): intracellular signal transduction; cGMP biosynthetic process; protein phosphorylation
Molecular function (GO): protein kinase activity; guanylate cyclase activity; ATP binding
Source: RefSeq, a predicted model, not a curated record